Molecule: messenger RNA, 186 nt
Organism: Laccaria bicolor S238N-H82
Lineage: Eukaryota; Fungi; Basidiomycota; Agaricomycetes; Agaricales; Hydnangiaceae
Exons: 2
Coding region: 1-186 (61 amino acids)
Source: RefSeq, a predicted model, not a curated record
AUGUAUCCCGUUUCAACAGCUGCGAGCCUCCCACCAAGAGGCGGAAGAUAUCCCCGAAGAAUCCCACCCCAGUGCCGGUGCCGGUCAACACGGUGUUCCGCAAUACAGACAACGUCCCAAAAGUAUCUUAGUUUCUCCCCUCUGCGCGCAACACAAAUUAACCACCGCCCCUCAGUCUCUUGUUAA